Molecule: messenger RNA, 647 nt
Organism: Styela clava
Lineage: Eukaryota; Metazoa; Chordata; Ascidiacea; Stolidobranchia; Styelidae
Source: RefSeq, a predicted model, not a curated record
GAUUUUGACGGAAUUUCAAAGAGAAAAAGAGAAAACAUGAGAAGGAAUAAAGGAAACAAGAAAGAUAACGAGGAUUUGGAAGAAGUCUUUCGAGUGUUGAUUCGUCUCAUUCCUGAUAAAUCUGAAUGGAAAGCCUUCGUCAAGGAUGGAUUGAAAAUGCCGAUGUGGGAAGAAAGUGAGACCAAAGGGGAGAAAAUAGAGGAUCUCAGGAGAUGGAAGCGGGUUAGAGGAAUGGGAGCAACACCGGACAAUUUAUGUCUGAUUAUCCGCGAGCAUUUCAAGAAUGAAUCCAGCAUUGUACGAGCACUUACUGGAGUAUUUUCUGACGGAAUUAACAAGCUUUCAGAUAAGAUGAACAAUAUGAGCAUCUGUGUCCAAGAUAAAACAACCAACUUACAAUCAGUGGAAGGACGUACCGUGAUAGUUGGUGCUGGAAACGUCCAAUAUCACUAUUAUGGCGAAUCUAAAUAAAUCAAAUGGAUCUGUAGUGUGAGGUUACGCCAUCACGAAUCGUUCAAUCAAUUAUUUGCUCGCAAUUAUUCCCAUUUUUCAAAUCAACUUAUAUACUCUCCUUUGAUUUAAUGUUUUUUCCACGUAAUUCUUCCUAAUCAAUAAAUAUCUUCAAGAUAACUAUCUAUGUCUACUUA